AUGGGAUUAAGUCAUUCUUCACAUAAUUCGUACGUUUCUCAUGUGAGAAGUGUGGCAACAUUUAAUGAAAAGGUUAUUAUUUUACCAUAUGAGGACAUUUACCCAAGACUGGAUAUUUUUGACUUCUACGGUAAUGAAACAUACCGCUCUCAGUUUGAUCUAUUAAUUCAAGGCUAUCAGGCCCUUCAGAACCGUCCAUAUGAAGAUAUGAGGUCAUAUUAUCAGGUCUCUGGUAUACAUGGUUUGCCAUAUACUGCCUAUGAUGGAGUUACUGGUUCUAAUCCAUACAUGUCGUCUGAAUUUUCUGAAGGUCGUUGGGGUGGAUAUUGUCACCAUGGUAAUGUUUUAUUUCCAACUUGGCAUAGACCAUAUAUGCAAUUAAUGGAAACUCUGCUAAUUGAUGAAGCUAAGCAAAUUGCUUCACAAUAUCCUCCAAAACAAAGAGAUAAAUACAUUGAAGCGGCUAAACAACUUCGUCAUCCUUACUGGGAUUGGGCUGAUGAAAAAGCUGUUAAAGGUGUUCCUGAGAUUUUUUUGACUUCCUACAUUGAAAUAAAUACUCCAAAGGGUAAAAAAAAUGUGUCAAACCCUUUAAAAAGCUAUAUAUUACCUACAAAUCUUUCAACACCGCUACAGAAAGGACAAAAUCCAACCGAUAAACCAAAUUAUAACAUUCCCAACAUGACAUAUAAUCCAUAUACUCCAAAAGGGUAUCCAACCAUUAGACAUCCAAAUUCUAAUUAUGAAGAUCAAUACGAUUUGUUAAAUCAAAAUUUUUCAGUUUAUGUUCCUUCUGUAUUAAGACCAGGCCUUUACCAAAUGUAUCAUAUUUCCAACUACUUGCAUUUUAGUAAUCAUAUUGUAACAUCGAGUGAUCAAGAAAUGCCAGAAUCAAAUCCUGGUCAUCCAGAACCAGAUCCUAAAAAAAACCUUGGAUAUGCCCAUUUCGCUUCGAUUGAAACAACUCAUGAUGGUUUACACUUAAUAACAGGAGGUCUUGGUGGUCACAUGACUUAUGUUGAUAUAACCGGAUUUGACCCUAUAUUUUACUUUCAUCAUGUAAAUGUAGAUCGAAUUAUUGCUCUUUGGCAAGGAAUAUUUCCUAAUAGUUGGAUUCCUCAAAAUAUAAAUGGGAAUGGUACUUAUACCGAAGGUAUGAAUUAUGUAGUUAACGAAUACACGGAUCUAGAACCAUUUAGAAAAUCUGAAACGGAAUUUUGGAGAUCUUUAGACGUUCGAGAUAUAACGAAACUUGGUUAUACUUAUCUUGAGCUAGAAAAAUUCAGGGGUAAAAGUCCAAAGGAAUUGCAAAAUUAUGUUCUUGGACUUUAUAAACCUGAUCCACAUUAUUGUACGCGUUUUUUUGUAAAAGUUACCAUAGAGACAGGUAAAUUAGUUGGCCCAUAUGCUAUUAGAGUUUUCGUUGAUCUACCAAGUGCGAAUGCUGCAACUCCAGUAACUUCUCCUCAUUUCGCGGGUUUUGUUGCUAUGUGGCGUAGUACUUUAGAACAUAAAAACAAUUCUUUAGUUGUAGGCAGUGUUGAUAUCACUGCUGCUAUGGUAAGAUUAGGAAUAAGAAUGCAACAACAUGGAUAUGUUAAUGAUGUUAAUUCUACCACGGGUUUGUUAAAACCGACUUCUCUUUUUAAUAUUGGUACGGAUAUAAAUAUUGUUCCUGUUAUGAUGAAUGGUUAUGGAGUUAGUCCUAAAGAAGCUGGAGUUACUCUAGUUCAAGUUUUCUCAUUUGAACAUGAUAAAUUCGACUUUUCAAAUAAGAGACAAAGAACUAGUGGCCCUAUUUUUGAUGAAAUUUGGUCAUUUUAUAAACAAGGUUCUAGUAAGGGCAAUGGUCAUUACAAAGCAUCUUGUUUUUAUUGUUCAACUGCCUGGGAAUGUGAAAAACUACAAGUUAUGAAAGUUCAUUUAGCCAAUUACUGUUUAAAAUGCCCUGAAGAUGUUAGUAGUUAUUGGCACCUAAAAUUAGUUGAAAAGGCUAAUAAUUGUUUGAUAGAUAAUACUUUAACAAAUAAAUCACAAGAUGAUUUUCUUUCUCAAGAAAUAUAG
Molecule: messenger RNA, 2064 nt
Organism: Dentiscutata erythropus
Lineage: Eukaryota; Fungi; Glomeromycota; Glomeromycetes; Diversisporales; Gigasporaceae
Source: the annotation of a GenBank genome assembly